Messenger RNA from Porites evermanni, 2376 nucleotides. NCBI's taxonomy places the organism in Eukaryota, Metazoa, Cnidaria, Anthozoa, Scleractinia, Poritidae. The record is from the annotation of a GenBank genome assembly.
AUGAAGUGGGAGAGAGUACCCUCAGAAAGAGAGAAAACCUGUCAUUCCAAGGCUUGGUUUACAGUUAAAAAGGAUACGAUUCAUAUUAAAACCAAGACGUUUUCAUUCUGGAGCGUCCUCUGUUGCGGCGGCCCUAAGAGGAAAAGAGCAACGGUUUUUGUGAGCAAACCAAAUCCAGGGCGAAACUUGCUGCACCUCCGUUUUUAUAUCUACAGCGACAACGAAGAUUCUAGAAAGGUAUGAUCUGGAGUGAUAGUAAGAAGUGUUUGUCAUAUACAGGGAAAAACCGCUAAAUUCCACUUAAAUCGAGAUGGACUGUACCAAAAACGUACGGAACGGAACGGACUCCACGGAGGUAGGAUUAGCGCAGUUGGUUAGUGCGCAGCCUUCCGUACGGGAGGUCCCGAGUUUGAUUCCCAGGUGUGACCUCAGUGACCUCAAAUCCUUCUUUCAACUUUUUUUCCUUCCGUGUAGCAUUAGGUAGCUUUAAAUACCCGUAAAACGGAGCACUGUUGGAGAGAGCUCAAGGUCGGCCUCAGGUUUGUUAGUCAGAUGACUAUUUCGAGCUACCAACGUAGUAUAACCUGUCUUUUUGUUUUUGCAAGAGGCGCCAGCUAAUCCUUGCCUGCGUAUAACAGAGGUCGAAAAGGGUUGGGGAGAAGGAAAGGAAAAGGGGAGGGGACUGGGAAGAGAAGGAAGAGUGACUUCCCUUUUCCCUUUCGCGCUUCUCCUCCUCCCCCCUCCUUCCAACCCAGACUCCAAAUGCGGCCCCUACGUCCAUUUUUUCCAGAAUCUAGGACGAAAUAUGCCCUAAAAUUUGCGGGUUAACCGCGCAAAUGGUAAACCGUUUCCGGUAUUUAUUCCAUUGUGUCCAAGCUCUGCUUUUCACAGGGCAGUUUUUGUCAAACAGUCACAAUUACUGUUGUAUAAAAACGAAAUAGACCACGAUUCAAGAUUGUCGAAUCUUAGAUUUUGGUAUCGCAAUGAUGAGCAUCCAGCUUGUACAACAAAAUUUUUAAACAUCAAUUCUUGUAAUCUCUAAAUUGAUUGGUACAUCGGACGACAGAAACUGCGAAACACUUCCCUUAUGACACUUCAAGCUGCCUGCAAAUGAUGCAGAAAGGGGAAGAAAUUACUUCCCUGAUUUAAAGAUAACAUAUCCAGUAUACAAGUUUUCAGUUUCGAUGCUCGUUUACUUUGAAUACAGAGAAUGGAGAGAAAAGAGAGAGAGAAGUUUCCUGAUUCAAAGCCAUCAAUUGAAAAACCUUUCAAGAUGUACAAUGAUGCCAAUGACAUCACCGUCUGGCUUAGACCAGAAGAACUUGCUAAGAAUGGCUGGGAACUGGAUCAGACUGACGCUAGACAGGUAAAGCCGGCAUACAAAGCCGUUUUCACUGGUUGAAAUUCUAAUUAGUCAAUUCAGAGCAUCUGUAACCAAAACCAACAUUGUAGGUAAAAGAUUAGUAAAAGAUUUAAAGUUUGUUUAUAGUGGGAUGUGCUUGUAGCUUAUCCAGCUAGUUUAUAGUCAUUCCACUCAAAUAAUUCUGAUCAUAUAAUCCAAAUAGAACAAAACAGGAUUAAAAGACGCAACUGAAGGCAGGUAUUUACAAGCGUGGCCGAUGAUUCGAACUCGGGGCUAACGACAACAAAUCCAGCAAGUGGCCAGAGUUGGACUCGAACCCGGGACCGCCGGAUUGCAAGUUCGACGCGCUGACCACUCGGCCACACUGGCUUCACAGGAAAACAAACUUGCUUCGCAAGCUUUUGGAUUUGAAUUCACUUUUGGGACCAACGCUGAAUAACCGUAACUCUAUUGAUUGAACAACCCGGCUCAUGCAUAUUUGAAUCUUAAUAAUAUAUAAGAAAAGGGCAAAUCCGCAGUUUAUGACUCCUGUCCAAGGUAGUUAGUCCCAAAAAGCAUUUCACUUUUGCCUCACCAGACACACUAGCUCUGUGCAUCACAACCGAGUAUUGGUUGACUCUUGUACUGUUUCCUGCAUCUUCUGACCUAGAAGCCAAGCUUGCCGUUAACUACAUUAGAAAUCAGUGUUCUGGUUUAAGCUUUGCAAAUGCUCAGAGGGGGUUUGGUUGCAGAAUAGCGUAACCCGCUACACUGCACAACAAGAACAAAUUGUAAUGAUUAUAAAACUACGUGAAUGUUUUGUAUCCUUUGUCAUUCAGACUUACCUCCACGAUAUGGCUUACAAGAAUGGAUACCGCACGUAUGAAUCGUGUAGUUUUGCAGUGAAUACCACUGGAGCGAGCCUGGAAGGUGUAAAUGAUUUUUCGUGCAGUUUAUAUUUCCAGCAAGAAGACCAACCGGAACACUUUAUUUACGUAAACCCAGGGAUUUCUCUGACCAGACAGCAGGUAAAA